AUGACAGGUCCUUUGGAUGUGCUCAUUAUUGGUGCCGGCAUUGCCGGCCUCUCUGCUGCCAUUGCCCUCGGCAAACAAGGUCAUCGGGUGGUAAUUCUAGAAAGAUCGGGAUUUCUCAAGGAAACCGGUGCUGCAAUUCACCUGCCCCCCAAUUGUACGGCGCUGCUGCAAUGGCUGGGAAUAAACCCGAUGGACUUUGGGGGCACGUUGCUUCAUGAAAUUCACCGGUAUGGAUUCGAUGGCGACUUGAAAUACAAGAAAGAAUUUGCAGCGAUCCGCCAAGAGUGGCAGGCAGAGUGGUACCUAGUGCAUCGUGUCGAUUUGCACAAUAAUCUCAAACAGCGAGCGAUCGAGACCGCAACGUUGCACACGCAGUGCAAGAUCACAGAGAUCAACAUCGAGGGUACACGGCCCUGGGCCUCUAUCGAAGACGGUCGCACCUUUGUCGCAGACCUGGUGCUCGGGGCGGACGGACUCCAUUCCCAAGUUCGCAAAUCGAUCGCGCCAGGAGCACCCUCGCCGUAUCAGGUAGGGAAGUCUUGCUUCCGGUGGCUUUUACCCAUGGACCGCCUGAGAGAGCAUCAGUCAACGCUGGGUUACGUUCGGGACCCUGGUGUUUUUAUUGAGUGGGCCGCUGAGGACCGCCGGCUCGUUGCUUAUCCAUGCUCAAACAACAAAGUUUUCAACUUGUGUGCUUUUGUGCCUUCAAGUGAAGAAAAUAUAGGCAGCAAAAUUGAUAGCUGGCAAACGUUCGGAGACAAGGAAACCAUUGUGCGUGCAUUUUCCAAGUUCUCUCCCGGUGUAAAGCGAAUUGUCAACAGUGCGACCAACAAUCUCAACGUUUGGGAGCUGUAUGAUAUGAACACACUGCCUACUUGGGUCAAGGGUAACGCUGCUCUACUGGGCGACGCCGCUCACCCAUUUCAACCAUAUAUGGGUCAAGGAGGAGCUAUGGCCAUUGAAGACGCUGUCAGCAUCGCCACAUUGCUGGCGGCUGGAACGUGUGCCGAGGACAUUCCAGCGCGCCUGGAAAUGUAUCAAAGCUCACGGCGACCACGCGUUGACCUUGUCCAAAAUUUCACCCGACUGAAUGGACGGGAUGAGAACGAUGCCUCUGGCAAUCGAAUCACGCCGGCGGACAUGGUGAAGAUCAUGAGAAUCUGCUUCUCGUACAACGAGAUUGAGCAUUCCACCCAGCUACUGGCUGGCCAAGAGGGUUCGUGA
Messenger RNA from Penicillium lagena, 1224 nucleotides. RefSeq lists its product as uncharacterized. Lineage: Eukaryota; Fungi; Ascomycota; Eurotiomycetes; Eurotiales; Aspergillaceae. Gene Ontology annotation, molecular function: monooxygenase activity; FAD binding. The transcript has 9 exons. The record is from RefSeq and is a predicted model, not a curated record. The coding region runs from base 1 to 1224 and encodes 407 amino acids.